Molecule: messenger RNA, 887 nt
Organism: Suillus clintonianus
Lineage: Eukaryota; Fungi; Basidiomycota; Agaricomycetes; Boletales; Suillaceae
Exons: 2
Coding region: 103-771 (222 amino acids)
Source: RefSeq, a predicted model, not a curated record
GGGUUGUUUAUCUUUGUUUGAUUCAGAAGCUUCCGCCUGCCAUAUUGGUACAACGUACGUAAAAGUCUGGGUAAGUACCUCAUCGACAUUCCCGACGUCAAUAUGCAAUCCAGUUUUCAAGUUCCCGACAUUUUAUCUUAUCUUGGCCUUCCUCAGGACUACAAUCCUCUUCCGAGCGCUGAUCCUAUCGAGUUCUUGAAAAGACAUCUAUACCAGCUACCUCCCAACAUCACACAGAGUUUCUCACUCGUUACAACACCGAAACAGCGAACAGCGAUUACUGAAAUACGCAAUCGAAGACUGAAAUUUACGGAAUCAAAGCCACCCUCUCUCAGCUUCGCAGCUGCCCGAAAUGCCUGGCCAACGCUGUGGCAGGGCAGAGAGAGAAUAGGACAGGAAGAAGGGAAGGAUGAGCAGGAAUGGGCGAAACUGAGUUUCCUGGGUGGAGCAGAACAACAGGUGGGCGGCUUGGCCAAGCUACUUGGCGACAUGGAGGAGGAACGAGAAGCGGAGAGAGUACGAUUUAUCCGGAGAAUGCAGGCGAGUGACGAUUUCGUCCCAGAAGAGGAGAGUGACAGUGAAGGAGAAGAGGACGAAGUUCAAGAGUCUGAAUCUCCUGAAGAAGCAAAAGCGUUGUUUGAAAGACGCAUAAGGGAACGAUUCAUAUAUGGUUUGCUGGAGGGAGCAGAUUAUGAUUCAGUGGACUGGGAUGAAUUGCUCGAUGUAGAGGAUGAUAGAGUUGCAGAAGAGCGGUGGUUUGACGAUGAUUGACGGGAAUUAGACAUAUUCAGUAUAUUUUCGGUAUAUUUUCCGCCGGAAUGCUGCUCCAGUAGGAUGUAAUCUUCGGCAGGGCUCCGGAUUGCUGAAUCUUUUUGCUUGCCCUCAUC